AUGGAGGAGGCCAUGCGCAGGGAAAUUGAUCGUGUUGACUGCUUGCCCUUUAUUGACGAGGUGGAACGAGCCACACCGCCGAAGCGGUUCACAACGCCGUCCAUCACUCCGUUCAAGGGGGACUUUGACCCCAAGGGCCAUUUGAGGCACUUCAACAGCACCAUGAUCUUGUACAAGGCAGAUGACACCCUGAUGUGCAAGGUGUUCACAAUGACUCUGCGAAGGGCAGCUCAAGACUGGUUCUACACUUUACCGUCCGCAUCGAUAGGAAGCUUCAAAGAGUUCGCCCUCAUUUUCACAAAGGAGUACACCUCCUACCGGAUAGUCAUAAAGCAUGUAGACCACCUGUUCAACGUGCGCAAAAAGCCAGAUGAGUCUCUUAGAGACUAUCUUAAAAGAUUUAAGGCUGAGAAGGCAAAUAUCAUAGGAUGCAAUGACCUAGUUGCGUCAUCAGCUUUCAAGAAGGACUUGCCAACCGAACAUGAGCUAUACCAUGAGUUGGCCAUAACUCCGAGCCAAACCUUGGCAGAAGUCUUCGCGACGGCACAGCACUACGCACUUUGGGACAAUGACCGUAUUGCCACGAAGAAAGCCAGCAAGCAAGCUGACUGCCCAAUAGGCAGGCAAGCCAAAAGAGCAACAAGUUCAAACACAAAACACGGGACAAGCGCAGAUCACGGCCCCAAGAAGGUGGCUCGGAAAUAG
Prunus avium (sweet cherry) is the source of this 705-nucleotide messenger RNA. RefSeq lists its product as uncharacterized. Lineage: Eukaryota; Viridiplantae; Streptophyta; Magnoliopsida; Rosales; Rosaceae. The record is from RefSeq and is a predicted model, not a curated record.